GAUACUAAUUUGAAGAGUUUUAACGCAAAGGCAAAGCCAAAGCCAAGAACAGAGUUCUGUGCUCUGUUUCUUCCCUCCUUCUGAAUUUGUAGAUAGAGAGAGAGAGAGAGAGUUUGCGGAUGCAAGUUGAAACUACAGCUCUUGGGGGCUUCGAUUUGCAGUCGGAACCCUCGUGCACGUUCUCUACGACCUGUUCUCAAGAAUAUGACAACCCUGGAUGGGCUCUUCGUUCGAAUUCCAACCUAGACUUGACUGCUAUGGAGGAUUCUCUUGAGAACAAGAGCUCUAGAACGUCCUCCAUUGUGUAUCCUGACUCAGAGUCGAACUCAGUAGGUUCGCCGGAUACCGUCAAUGGUUUUGGGGAUCCGAGCUCUAAGUUGACGGCAGCAGUGAAGGUGCAGAAAAUCUACAGGAGUUACCGCACCCGGCGUAGGUUAGCGGAUACUGCCGUGGUCGCCGAAGAGCUUUGGUGGCAAGCGAUCGACUUCGCUCGUUUGAAUCAUAGUACGAUUUCAUUCUUCAAUUUCUCGAAACCAGAAACAGCAGCUGCUCGAUGGAAUCGUAUCAGACUGAAUGCUUCAAAGGUUGGGAAGGGUUUAUCCAAAGACGCCAAUGCCCAGAAAUUAGCUUUUCAACACUGGAUUGAAGCUAUUGAUCCGCGACACCGUUAUGGGCAUAAUUUGCACAUAUAUUAUGAAGAAUGGUGUAAAUCACAUGGUGGCCAGCCAUUCUUCUACUGGUUGGACAUUGGAGAAGGGAAAGAGGUUGAUCUUAAAAAGUGCUCGAGGUCUAAGCUUAAACAGCAAUGCAUUAAAUAUCUUGGACCUCAAGAGAGAGAGCACUAUGAGUACAUCAUAAUUGAGGGAAAAGUCAUACACAAACAAACUGAACAGCUUCUUAAUACAUGUGAAGGGGGGAAAUGGAUUUUCGUUAUGAGUACUUCUAAGAAAUUCUAUGCUGGUGAGAAAAAAAAGGGGUCUUUUCAUCAUUCAAGCUUCUUAGCAGGAGGGGCUACUUUAGCAGCUGGAAGACUUGUUGUAGAAGAUGGAGUGCUUAAGACUAUCUCAGCAUAUAGUGGACAUUACCGUCCAACAGAAGAUAUUCUUGACAGCUUCCUAUCUUUUCUCGAGGACAAUGGAGUUGACCUUGAUAAAGUUCAGAUAUACUCUGCUACUGAGGACUACGAAAAUUAUGAUGACCGUAAAUCAUCUCAUGAGAGUACAGUUGAAGUACCAAAAUUACUUGAACCUCCUGAACUUGAAAAUCCCAGUGAAGUUGAGAAAGAUCGACCAUUGAAACCAGAUGAAAUUAUUCAAAUUGAACCAAUAGAAGAUGAUGAGGCCCAAAAAAGUGGUAGUUAUAGAAGGACUUUAUCUGGUGGUCUCCAGAGUCCAAGAGCUGAUGUACCACAGACAGCAAUAUUGCAAAGGAUCAAUUCUAAGAAGGCAGCAAGUUCAUAUCAAUUGGGGCAUCAACUUUCAUUGAAAUGGUCGACAGGAGCAGGUCCAAGAAUUGGGUGCAUUGCAGAUUAUCCUCUGGAAUUAAGGGUACAAGCACGGGAAAUUGUGAGCCUCUCCCCUAGGUUUCUGUCCACCCCAUCAAGUUAUAACCAGUCUCGUCAUCUUGUUUCACAUAAAUCCUGUCCCAUAUCCAAUAUUUGUAAUGGUGAUAGGACCUCCGCCGCCUAGCCAAACUAUUAUACGUUUCCUUGCAUUCCUUAAUUUUGCUUCCUCUCGUUUUUUCGUUCUUAUUUUGGAAAGGUUAUAUCUGUUUUCUUACAACUUAGCAUUCCUUUCUUCUUCUUGAGAUGCUUUCAACCUUCACCCCAUUUAAAUUCCUUCUCUUUCUCUACCAUGGUAUGUAGAUUGACCCCUUUUACCUUUUCUGCUCCCUUUUAUUUUGUUUUUCUAUUUAUUAAAUUAAAUUUUGGAGGAAAUUGACUGGCUAAAAAGUCUCUCAUUUUGAAGUUCAUGGUGUUGAAGGAACAGAUGCUUUAAACAAAGCCCUACAAUUAAUGGUAUGAUCAAAUGUUUAUGCUACCCAUUAGUUCAUUUCUCCUCACCCUUCAUGAUGCUGUAAACAAAGCCCUGCAAUUAUUUGUGUGAUCAAAUAUUUUGCUUACCCAUUGGUUCAUUUUGUAUUCACUUUGAAGAAUACGAUCAAAGUAUUGGGAGCAUAUCCUUCAUCAACAUUUGAUUCGUUAAUCCGUGUACGACUUCAUGCACAUAUUAUCUCCAUGUCGAGUGCACCACCUGCUAUGGAGUUAUAUACCUUGUUCUUCAACUCAAUUCAGCUGCAUUCUGUUUCUUUCUU
Molecule: messenger RNA, 2313 nt
Organism: Macadamia integrifolia
Lineage: Eukaryota; Viridiplantae; Streptophyta; Magnoliopsida; Proteales; Proteaceae
Product: IQ domain-containing protein IQM3-like
Exons: 9
Coding region: 120-1688 (522 amino acids)
Molecular function (GO): protein binding
Source: RefSeq, a predicted model, not a curated record